ACAGUUGGACUUUGCCCUCUGGGCACAGAGACACUUCAACAGAAGCCUGGCAGAGUGUGUCAGUGCUGUACAGCUCUCAGCAAGAUGAGCUCCACCAAGGUCUGUUUUUGUGUUUGUGACGGGGUUGUGUGUAACCAGUUUGGUUGGAGCAAACCCAGUGGAGCUGAUGCCCCGUCAGACAGCAGCCAAGCAACAGGGGGCCGCUGUUCUUUUUUAUGUUGCCUACCAGGGCAGUCUAAGAGAUAUCCAGAUCAACCCAAUCGUCUUCAACCAGGUGGUGGUGAACCAGGGCUCAGCUUACGACAAUGACACCGGCAUGUUCACUGCGCCGGUCUCUGGCAUAUACCAGUUUGUGUUUGCUGCCCAGCUCUGCCGCGGAGACCACAACAACAUGUGGAACCUAAUGGUCAAUGGGGACCGGAGGAUGGCCUGCUAUGCUCAGGUGUCUGGUCUGGACACAACCCUCAACACGUGCUACUAUAUGGAGGAACUGAAGAAGGGUGACAAGGUGUGGGUGAAGCAGAAUGUGGGGAGUUGCGCCUGGGCUAGCACUACCUCCAAAACCAUCACCUUCUCCGGUGUCCUGCUGGCGAGUGAGGGUGUGUCCACGCUGGGAGGGAAGUAUGGCUCUGGCAGCUCCUGUCCACUGCCCAGCCUGGGCCGCAACAGGGACAUGGUGUCCAGCUCUGUAGGCCGGAGGGCAUCUUUGUCUUGUGUGACUGUCACUCUGCUGCUCUGCUGUCUCAUCCUGGAUUAAUCACGGCCAAGUUAAAGACACCAGGGAUCUCUCACUCAAAACAAUGUGACCUGAUGAAUGUAAGUCCAAGAUUCACUCUCUUUCUAUCUUUGUUUCGGUUUUCACGACGGUUCAAUUACGGCAUAGUUCCGGCGCCGCCGGAGGUUCCGCCGGAUGUCACUCACUUUCUGCUUUCUUUGCGUUAACUCUGAACUCUCUGAGCAACGUUCCACGCUGAAAAGGCAAGUUUGAAGGAAAAUUUGGAUUGUGAAACAAGGCAGGCCUGCUUGGUUCUUUCGGGGAAUGAUUGUAAAGAUUUACAAAGAAUAUGUUUACGACAUUUCCUCUGUAACUGGGAUGUUUUGGGACCGAUUGUUGGAAUUUGCUGUGGACGAGAUACACACGGCAAUACAGUGGUAAGAGCAAAUGAGGUUUAACCAUGUAUCCAGCUAAUUUAAAUAGCUCACGUUGCUGUAUAGUAUGAACAGUUAACUUCAUUUAAUAUUGUAUGUGGCGUUUUAUUUUGCGGGGUGCAAAUGUUGCACCAAAACAAGUUCCUUCCCUAGCCUAUUUUGCAGAGUCACCAUCGCUGCCUCCGGAGCUUAGCGCCGCAUAAGACGACUGUGUUUGGCUAGAAGAAAUGCAAAAAAAACCUGACCGUUUUUUUUCUCCCUAUCCUGGAGUUUAUGCUCCUGUAGCCAGACCUUCCUCCGCAGCGCUGUGGAGAUAGGUCUGGCAAUGCCAGACUAGGCUUUCACCAAAUCCUGAAAACAUAUCUGGCUCUAAUAUCAUAGAAAUACUGAUUAAUACAGCUUUAAUAUUUGGGUUUAAAAGCCCCAUGAUGCUUUUGUUUUCAUAUUUCAGUUACUGUGUUGAUGUUGCAUGUGUGCAUUUUCUAUUCAAAUCUUGGGUGAAAUAAA
Sander lucioperca (pikeperch) is the source of this 1656-nucleotide messenger RNA. Its product is annotated as complement C1q-like protein 4. NCBI's taxonomy places the organism in Eukaryota, Metazoa, Chordata, Actinopteri, Perciformes, Percidae. The transcript has 6 exons. The record is from RefSeq and is a predicted model, not a curated record. Gene Ontology annotation, molecular function: protein binding. Bases 167 to 757 code for a protein of 196 amino acids.